Messenger RNA from Schistosoma margrebowiei, 1187 nucleotides. The record is from the annotation of a GenBank genome assembly. NCBI's taxonomy places the organism in Eukaryota, Metazoa, Platyhelminthes, Trematoda, Strigeidida, Schistosomatidae.
AUGGUUCAUGUUGUUAGCAAUCACACUGGUGGUCGUCAAACAUCAACAGAACAAAUAAAUGAGACAUCGGACACUGAAUUUAGUGAUGAACCUUUGCUGAAUAGUAAUGAUUCUGCAUCUGGCAGUUUACCAAAAGCUGUGGCUAGAUAUGAAACAAGCUUGUCUGAAGCAGCAUUUAACUGCAAGAAAAACUACAAAUUUGACUUGUUGGAUCUUUUGACAACAUCUACUAAGUCAAACCAAUGUAUGCUUGGGAUUGAUGAGGCUGGGAGAGGUCCAGUCCUUGGCCCUAUGGUUUAUGCAUGUGCCUUGUCGCCAAUAAGUCGGUUGAAUGAACUGAAAACUAUUGGACUUGCUGAUUCAAAGACAUUAAAUGAAAAUCAACGUGACAAACUUCUUAAAGAGAUGUUGAAUAAAUGUGAUUGGAUAUCAGCUGUCGUCCAUGUGAUCAGUCCUGUAUACAUUACCGAGAAAAUGCUAGACAAGUCGAAAACUAGUUUAAAUGCUAUAUCUCAUGAUUCGGCCAUACAACUUAUUCAAUCAGUUCUUGACAGUGGAGUAAAUUUGGUUGAGGUUUACGUUGAUACUGUUGGCAAAGCUGAACAUUAUCAAACUAAACUACAAAAUCUUUUUCCUCAAUUAAAAAUAUGUGUUGAAAGCAAAGCUGAUGAUAUUUAUCCAAUUGUGAGUGCUGCUAGUAUCUUUGCAAAAGUUACUCGGGAUCGAGUUCUUCAAAUGUGGCCUAAAGAAGAACGUGGAAGUGUACCCGAAGGCACUGGUCUUGGUUCUGGCUAUCCAGGUGAUCCCGUCACCAAAAGUUAUUUACGUGCAUGUAUGGAUCCAGUUUUUGGUUUCCCGUCUCUUGUGCGAUCUAGUUGGUCAACUGCAUCUUCUCUAUUAGACCAACAUGGUGUAUCAGUUAGGUGGGAAGAUGAUGAAACACAUGAAGAAGUAAUUCAAGCUAAAAAACUUGCACGAAAACGCGAACAUUCAAAGGGUACUUGUAAAUUAUCGAAUUUUUUCAAUAAUGCUCAAUCGAGAUCGUCCACACCUGAUGCGUUACAUAGACAACCAUUUUUUGUACGAACUGGUCUUGUGCAUGUUCAGACUAUCACAUGAAUUAUAUGAGAUAUAUUAUGUAUAAUUUUCUUUGUAUAGAUGUUUCAUCAUAUUUCUAAUAAAAUCGA